AAAUAAGAAUGUCAGAAUUACCAGCCAAUUAAGACAUUUCUGGUCCAAGAAAUGAAAAAAAGGAGUUUUUACCAUAAGAAAGAGAGACUACUAAAAAUAACUCUGAAUAAUCCCUUGUAAAAUAAGAAUUGUACAACGAUGAUGAGAUGAAGGCAAUAAUGAUAUCUGGGAUAAAAUCAAUGAUUGGUGGACUAUUAUUACAUAUAGAACUAGGUACAUUUUAUGUAUGGGGUUCAAUAAGUAAAAAUUUAAUAAGAAUUUUAAUUAUAGGUCCAUAUGUAUGUGCUUGGAUGAGAGAGAAAGACUUGAGUGUGACAUUAAAUUAUAUGGCAAUCAUAUUUCCAAUACUUGGUUUAAUAACAAUGUCAUGCCUUUCAUUUGGAAUAAAAAUAGCUGAAAAAAUAGGUUUUAAAUUAACAAUAGGAAUAUGUUCAACGUCAAUAGCUUUGGCAUUUUUGAUAAUAUCAUUUGUACAAGAUAUUGGAGGUUUUAUAGCAGUAUAUUGUAUAAUGGUUGGAAUAUCAGGAGGUUUAGCAUAUAUGUUACCAAUAAUUUGUGGAUGGAGACAUUUUCCAGAUAAGAGAGGAUUAGUGUCUGGUAUAACAAUAGGAGGUUAUGGAUUUGGAUCAUUCAUAUUUAAUUUUGUUUGUAAAGCAAUAGCAAAUCCCAACAAUGAAAAACCAAGUUUAAUCUUUUAAGAAGAUGGAAAAGAUGUUAAAUAUUUUGAUAAUAAUGUUGGAGAUCGAGUUCCAUUAAUGUUAUAGGUGUUGGCAGCUUGUUAUUUAGGAUUAGCUAUAUUAUCAACUUUAUUGAUUCGAUUUCCAAAAGAAAUAGAUGUUGAAAAAUUGAUUGCUACAAUUGAUGCUAAAAAGAAAAAAAAUAUAUAAUCUAAUUAAUAAAUUAUUGUGCCAUCAUCUUAUUUAAGUCCAGAAAAGGAAUGUUAAACAGUGUAAGAAUAUUAAAGUAAAUUUUAGAUCAAAAGGAGUUAAACAUGUAGUAUUUCCAAUUUUAGUUUUAAUUGUUUUAAUGUCAUGUACUUUAGGAAUGUUAAUUUCUAAUUGUUAUAAGUUUUAUGGUCAAGAAUUAGGAAUAGAUGAUGCAACAUUAACAGCUACUGGUUCUGUUGCUGGUGUUAUGAAUGGUUGUUCACGUUUCUUUUGGGCUACUCUUUCAGAUAAAACAUCUUUUAAAUUCACAUUUACAUUAAUAUCAAUACUGAAUUUGAUCACUUCAGCAAUUCUACCUUACAAUACUGAUGGAAUUGGAUAUUUAUUAUUAAUAGCUGUUGUUUAUUUAGCAGAAGGAGGAUUAUUAGCUACAUAUCCUUUAAUAUGUGCAACAGUAUAUGGAAAAAAGAUAGGAGGAUUGAUGUAUGGAUUUCUUUUCUUUAUGAUUGGUGUCUGUAAUAUGUUAGGUUACAUUUUUUACAGAUUUGCAAGAGUUGAUAUUGGUUGGGAAGGUGUUUAUUGGAUUUGUUUUGCUAUGAAUGUAGUUGGUAUUAUCUUGGGAUUAAUCUUAAAAGAAAAAGGAUAUGAUUGGAGAGAUGUAUAAGUCUAAGCAGCAGAUUAAAUAAGAAAUGAGAAUUCAGAACAUCAAUAAUUAUAAUAAGGAUCUUGA
Paramecium sonneborni is the source of this 1617-nucleotide messenger RNA. The record is from the annotation of a GenBank genome assembly. NCBI's taxonomy places the organism in Eukaryota, Ciliophora, Oligohymenophorea, Peniculida, Parameciidae.